Molecule: messenger RNA, 7960 nt
Organism: Thlaspi arvense
Lineage: Eukaryota; Viridiplantae; Streptophyta; Magnoliopsida; Brassicales; Brassicaceae
Source: the annotation of a GenBank genome assembly
GAAAGAUCAAGACCUAAAAAAGCUUAAAAGCACUUGCGAAUUAAUUUUGUAAAAGAAAAAAAAAGAAUCCUAUUUUCUCCUGCGAUCUUCGCUUCUCUCUCUCUCUCUCUUUUACGCACGAUGUGUUGAAGAUACCUCUCUCUUCCUCUGUACAUACUCUCUCUACCCAGUGUUGUUGCAACAAAAAGGGGUCAGAUUUAGGGUUUUUGGGAGAUUUUUGAGGCUGGACAGCGAUGUCUUCCUCGUCGCAAUCUUUUGCGGCUGGACGGCCUGCAUCCAUGGUUUCUCCGUCGCAAUCGCACCGCUUUUGUGGUCCAGCAGCCACCGCUUCUGGCGGCGGAAGCUUCGACACUUUGAACCGUGUCAUCGCUGACCUUUGCAGCCGUGGUAAUCCUAAGGAGGGAGCUCCUUUAGCGUUUAGGAAACAUGUAGAGGAAGCAGUUCGUGAUCUUAGCGGUGAAGCUUCCUCUAGGUUCAUGGAGCAAUUAUACGACAGAAUUGCUAAUUUAAUUGAGAGCACGGACGUGGCUGAAAACAUGGGUGGACUCAGAGCCAUUGAUGAGUUGACAGAGAUUGGAUUCGGCGAGAAUGCUACAAAGGUUUCUAGGUUUGCGGGUUACAUGAGGACUGUGUUCGAGUUGAAGCGUGACCCUGAAAUCUUGGUGCUUGCAAGUAGAGUUUUGGGGCACCUUGCUCGGGCAGGUGGAGCAAUGACUUCUGACGAAGUGGAGUUUCAGAUGAAAACUGCUUUUGACUGGCUUCACGGAGACAGGGUGGAAUAUCGUCGUUUUGCCGCCGUUUUAAUCUUAAAGGAGAUGGCAGAAAAUGCUUCCACGGUCUUUAAUGUUCAUGUCCCUCAAUUCGUGGAUGCGAUCUGGGUUGCACUAAGGGAUCCCCAGUUGCAAGUACGAGAGCGAGCUGUUGAGGCUUUGCGUGCUUGCCUUCGUGUUAUUGAGAAAAGGGAGACUCGUUGGCGAGUACAGUGGUACUAUCGAAUGUUUGAAGCUACACAGGAUGGGUUGGGCAGAAAUGCUCCGGUCCAUAGUAUUCAUGGUUCCUUACUUGCUGUGGGGGAGCUUUUGAGGAAUACAGGAGAGUUCAUGAUGUCUAGGUAUAGAGAAGUUGCUGAAAUUGUCCUCAGAUACCUUGAACAUCGUGAUCGCCUUGUUCGCCUUAGCAUCACCUCGUUGCUGCCUCGCAUUGCUCAUUUCCUCCGUGACCGCUUUGUUACAAAUUAUUUAACGAUAUGCAUGAAUCAUAUUCUUACUGUGUUAAGAAUACCGGCUGAACGUGCCAGUGGAUUCAUCGCCCUUGGGGAAAUGGCUGGUGCGUUGGAUGGUGAGCUUAUCCACUAUUUGCCGACAAUUAUGUCUCAUCUGCGGGAUGCGAUCGCCCCACGUAAAGGUAGACCUUUGCUUGAAGCUGUGGCUUGUGUUGGUAACAUCGCAAAGGCAAUGGGAUCCACAGUGGAAACUCAUGUUCGAGAUCUUCUAGAUGUUAUGUUUUCCUCUAGUCUGUCUUCUACACUUGUUGACGCUCUUGAUCAGAUAACCAUUAGCAUUCCUUCGUUGCUGCCAACGGUACAAGAUCGGCUUCUAGAUUGCAUUUCAUUGGUUCUUUCAAGAUCUCAUUAUUCUCAAACAAAGCCUCCUAUUACCGUGGUCCGAGGUAGUACAGUGAGCAUGGCACCACAGUCUACUGACCCUAGUUGUUCAGCUCAAGUUCAACUAGCCCUGCAGACUCUGGCUCGUUUCAAUUUCAAGGGGCAUGAUCUUCUUGAAUUUGCUCGGGAGUCGGUUGUUGUUUAUUUGGAUGAUGAGGAUGCAGCCACAAGAAAAGAUGCUGCGUUGUGCUGUUGUAGACUAAUUGCAAAUUCCUUAUCUGGGAUCGCACAAUUUGGUUCUAGCAGGUCAACUCGAGCUGGGGGAAGAAGAAGGCGACUUGUGGAAGAGAUUGUGGAAAAGCUUCUCAGAACAGCUGUUGCCGAUGCUGAUGUAACUGUUCGCAAGUCUAUCUUCGUUGCUUUAUAUAGCAACCAAUGUUUCGAUGAUUAUCUAGCACAGGCUGAUAGUUUGACUGCCAUUUUCGCUUCCUUAAAUGAUGAGGACCUUGAUGUCCGAGAAUAUGCAAUCUCAGUUGCUGGGAGGUUAUCCGAAAAAAAUCCAGCAUACGUUCUUCCAGCACUUCGUCGCCAUCUUAUACAGCUGUUAACCUAUCUUGAGCUGAGCAGUGCAGAUAACAAGUGCAGAGAAGAGAGUGCGAAGCUCCUUGGUUGUUUAGUUCGAAAUUGUGAACGGCUCAUUCUUCCAUAUGUAGCUCCUGUGCAAAAGGCACUUGUUGCAAGACUUAGUGAAGGAACUGGAGUGAAUGCUAACAAUAAUAUUGUUACUGGAGUUCUCGUGACUGUUGGGGAUCUUGCAAGAGUGGGUGGCUUGGCAAUGAGACAAUAUAUUCCUGAGCUAAUGCCUUUGAUUGUUGAAGCUUUAAUGGAUGGAGCUGCUGUAGCAAAACGUGAGGUGGCUGUUUCUACCCUUGGUCAAGUUGUUCAAAGUACAGGGUAUGUUGUGACUCCAUACAAGGAAUACCCGUUGUUGCUUGGCUUACUCUUAAAAUUGCUGAAGGGUGACUUAGUGUGGUCUACUAGACGAGAAGUGCUCAAGGUGCUUGGAAUUAUGGGUGCUUUGGAUCCUCAUGUACAUAAACGUAACCAACAAAGUUUAUCAGGAACACAUGGUGAAGUUCCUCGUGGUACUGGUGAUUCAGGUCAACCUAUUCCAUCAAUCGAUGAGUUACCUGUGGAACUCCGGCCAUCAUUUGCUACAUCUGAGGAUUAUUACUCAACGGUUGCUAUCAACUCGCUUAUGCGAAUCCUUAGAGAUCCAUCACUUCUUAGUUACCACAAAAGGGUUGUUAGAUCUCUGAUGAUCAUAUUCAAGUCAAUGGGAUUGGGAUGCGUGCCUUACUUGCCAAAGGUGUUACCUGAGCUUUUUCACACUGUUCGCACUUCUGAUGAGAACUUGAAGGACUUUAUUACAUGGGGUCUUGGGACUCUUGUUUCCAUAGUGCGUCAGCACAUACGGAAGUAUCUGCCAGAGUUGCUCUCACUAGUCUCUGAGCUAUGGUCAUCAUUCACCUUGCCAGGUCCCGUACGACCCUCUCGUGGUCUUCCAGUUCUGCAUCUACUAGAACAUCUUUGCUUGGCACUUAAUGAUGAAUUCAGAACUUAUCUUCCAGUCAUCCUUCCAUGUUUCAUCCAAGUAUUAGGUGACGCGGAGCGGUGUAAUGAUUACAUCUACGUUCCUGAUAUUCUCCACACACUCGAAGUGUUUGGCGGUACACUUGAUGAGCACAUGCAUUUACUUCUUCCUGCCCUUAUCCGAUUGUUUAAAGUAGAUGCCCCCGUGGCUAUAAGACGCGAUGCCAUCAAAACUUUGACAAGAGUAAUCCCGUGUGUUCAGGUUACUGGUCAUAUCUCAGCUCUUGUGCAUCACUUGAAGCUAGUAUUAGAUGGGAAGAAUGAUGAAUUGCGGAAGGAUGCUGUCGAUGCACUAUGCUGUUUGGCUCAUGCUCUUGGAGAGGACUUCACCAUAUUCAUUGAAUCAAUUCACAAGCUUUUGUUGAAGCAUCGCUUGCGGCAUAAAGAAUUUGAGGAAAUUCAUGCUCGAUGGCGGAGACGUGAGCCGUUGAUUGUAGCUACAACAGCAACUCAACAAUUAAGUAGGCGACUGCCAGUUGAGGUUAUCAGGGAUCCUGUAAUUGAGAAUGAGAUUGAUCCUUUUGAAGAUGGAAACGACAGAAAUCAUCAGGUUAAUGAUGGUAGACUACGGACAGCUGGAGAAGCUUCUCAACGUAGUACCAAGGAAGAUUGGGAAGAAUGGAUGAGACAUUUUAGUAUUGAACUACUUAAGGAGUCUCCCUCUCCAGCAUUAAGAACUUGUGCAAAACUUGCUCAGUUGCAGCCAUUUGUUGGGAGAGAAUUGUUUGCCGCUGGUUUUGUCAGUUGCUGGGCACAGCUGAACGAGGCUAGCCAAAAGCAGUUAGUUAGGAGCUUGGAGAUGGCUUUUUCAUCUCCAAAUAUCCCUCCCGAGAUUUUGGCCACACUACUCAAUUUGGCAGAGUUUAUGGAACAUGAUGAGAAGCCUCUUCCCAUUGACAUUCGUCUCCUGGGGGCACUUGCUGAAAAGUGCCGUGUUUUUGCCAAAGCCCUGCAUUAUAAAGAGAUGGAAUUUGAAGGUCCACGGUCAAGGAGGAUGGAUGCCAACCCAGUUGCUGUUGUUGAGGCUCUUAUACACAUAAAUAAUCAGUUACACCAGCAUGAGGCUGCUGUCGGCAUACUGACCUAUGCUCAACAACAUCUUGAUGUGCAAUUAAAAGAAUCAUGGUAUGAGAAGCUGCAGCGAUGGGACGAUGCGCUCAAGGCGUACACUUUGAAAGCAUCUCAAACAUCUAAUCCCCAUCUUGUAUUAGAAGCCACAUUAGGACAAAUGAGAUGUCUCGCUGCACUUGCAAGAUGGGAAGAGCUCAACAAUCUUUGCAAAGAGUACUGGAGUCCAGCAGAGCCAUCUGCGCGUCUGGAAAUGGCUCCAAUGGCUGCAAAUGCUGCGUGGAAUAUGGGAGAGUGGGAUCAAAUGGCGGAAUAUGUGUCUCGGUUAGAUGAUGGUGAUGAAACAAAGCUUAGGGGUCUAGCAAGCCCUGCUUCUAGUGGCGAUGGAAGCAGUGGCACAUUCUUCAGGGCCGUUCUGCUAGUUCGGAGGGCGAAGUAUGAUGAGGCGCGGGAAUAUGUUGAAAGAGCUAGAAAAUGUCUUGCCACAGAACUUGCAGCGCUGGUUUUGGAGAGCUAUGAGCGUGCUUACAGCAAUAUGGUUCGCGUCCAGCAGCUCUCAGAACUAGAGGAGGUUAUUGAAUAUUAUACACUGCCUGUGGGAAAUACUAUUGCUGAAGAACGGAGAGCCCUGAUUCGUAAUAUGUGGACUCAGAGGAUUCAGGGAUCUAAGCGUAAUGUGGAGGUGUGGCAAUCACUUUUGGCUGUUCGGGCACUUGUGCUACCUCCAACAGAAGAUGUUGAAACUUGGCUCAAGUUUGCCUCGCUUUGUCGAAAAAGUGGGAGGAUCAGUCAGGCGAAGUCUACUCUACUCAAGCUCUUGCCGUUUGAUCCAGAAGUAUCACCAGAAAUUAUGCAAUAUCACGGACCUCCACAAGUGAUGCUUGGAUACUUGAAAUACCAGUGGUCACUUGGAGAGGAACGUAAACGCAAAGAGGCAUUUACGAAGCUGCAGAUUCUGACGAGGGAACUCUCAAGUGUGCCACAUUCUCAAUCUGACAUGCUGGCUAGUAUGGUAUCUAGCAAGGGCGCAAAUGUUCCACUUCUUGCACGUGUAAAUCUCAAACUAGGAACAUGGCAGUGGGCACUUUCUCCUGGAUUGAAUGACGGGUCUAUUCAAGAAAUUCUUGAUGCAUUUAGCAAAUCGACCAUCUAUGCUCCUAAAUGGGCCAAGGCAUGGCACACAUGGGCGUUAUUCAAUACGGCAGUGAUGUCUCAUUAUAUUUCAAGAGGUCAAAUUGCUUCUCAAUUCGUUGUUGCUGCAGUCACGGGAUAUUUUCAUUCUAUAGCAUGUGCAGCUAAUGCCAAAGGAGUUGAUGAUAGUUUACAGGACAUACUGCGUCUUUUGACAUUGUGGUUCAACCAUGGAGCUACGGCUGAUGUCCAAGCAGCAUUGAAGGGAGGAUUCAGUCAUGUCAACAUUAACACAUGGCUUGUUGUGUUGCCUCAAAUAAUUGCUAGGAUACAUUCAAAUAAUCGUGCUGUCAGGGAACUGAUACAGUCUCUUCUCAUCCGCAUAGGAGAAAAUCACCCACAGGCACUUAUGUAUCCCCUUCUCGUUGCAUGUAAAUCAAUAAGCAAUCUGCGGAGAGCUGCAGCUCAAGAGGUGGUUGAUAAAGUUCGUCAACACAGCGGUGCACUUGUGGAUCAGGCGCAACUUGUAUCACACGAACUUAUCAGGGUUGCUAUACUUUGGCAUGAAAUGUGGCAUGAAGCAUUAGAAGAAGCUAGUCGCUUGUAUUUUGGUGAACAUAACAUUGAAGGAAUGCUGAAAGUACUUGAACCAUUACAUGAGAUGCUUGAAGAAGGUGCAAGAAAGGACAAUACGACCAUACAAGAGAGAGCAUUUAUAGAGGCAUACCGUCACGAACUACUAGAGGCAUAUGAAUGUUGUAUCAAUUACAAGAGAACUGGAAAAGAUGCAGAACUUACACAGGCUUGGGAUCUUUACUAUCACGUUUUCAAACGGAUCGACAAACAACUGGCCAGUCUCACGACAUUGGAUUUGGAAUCUGUUUCUCCUGAAUUGCUGCUGUGCCGUGACUUGGAGCUAGCUGUUCCUGGAACAUAUCGUGCAGAUGCCCCCGUUGUAACGAUAACAUCGUUUUCACGCCAACUUGUUGUCAUAACCUCCAAACAACGACCAAGGAAACUGACUAUUCACGGAAAUGACGGUGAGGACUACGCCUUCUUGUUAAAGGGACAUGAAGAUUUAAGGCAAGACGAGCGUGUUAUGCAGCUUUUUGGUUUGGUGAACACUUUGCUUGAGAAUUCCAGAAAAACAGCAGAAAAAGAUCUGUCCAUUCAACGGUAUUCUGUGAUACCACUAUCUCCCAAUAGUGGACUCAUCGGAUGGGUUCCGAACUGCGAUACCCUUCACCAUCUUAUUCGAGAGUACAGAGAUGCGCGAAAGAUCAUUCUUAAUCAAGAACACAAACAUAUGUUGAGUUUUGCUCCAGACUAUGACAAUCUACCGCUUGUAGCAAAGAUUGAAGUAUUUGAGUAUGCUCUAGAGAACACAGAGGGAAAUGAUCUGUCCAGGGUUCUCUGGUUAAAAAGUCGCUCGUCAGAGGUAUGGCUGGAGAGAAGAACCAACUAUACUAGAAGUUUAGCAGUUAUGAGUAUGGUUGGUUAUAUUCUUGGGUUAGGUGAUCGGCACCCAAGUAACCUUAUGCUUCAUAGAUACAGUGGUAAAAUCUUGCAUAUAGAUUUUGGAGAUUGUUUUGAGGCUUCUAUGAAUAGAGAGAAGUUUCCUGAAAAGGUCCCGUUCCGUCUGACAAGAAUGCUUGUCAAAGCAAUGGAAGUAAGUGGCAUUGAAGGAAACUUCCGCUCGACAUGCGAAAACGUUAUGCAAGUUCUCAGAACCAACAAAGACAGUGUAAUGGCGAUGAUGGAGGCGUUUGUGCACGAUCCUUUAAUCAACUGGCGUCUUUUCAAUUUCAACGAAGUCCCUCAACUAGCCCUGCUCGGUAACAACAAUCCCAACGGUCCUGCUGUUAUUGAACCUGAGGAAGAAGAUGUAGAUCCCGCCGACGUAGACCUUCCUCAGCCUCAAAGGAGUACUCGAGAGAAGGAGAUUCUUCAGGCUGUGAAUAUGCUUGGAGAUGCUAAUGAAGUUUUAAACGAGCGUGCAGUAGUUGUGAUGGCUCGUAUGAGUCACAAGCUUACAGGCCGUGAUUUCUCUCCGUCUGCAAUUCCAAGCAAUCCCAUCGCUGACCACAAUAACUUGCUUGGAGGAGAUUCUCAUGAAGUCGAACAUGGUUUGUCUGUUAAAGUUCAGGUUCAAAAGCUAAUCAAUCAAGCCACGUCCCAUGAAAACCUGUGUCAAAACUAUGUUGGGUGGUGUCCUUUCUGGUGAGAUGUGGGUCAUUUGUACAUUUUUUAAUGUAAAUAGGCUUUGUAAUUUUCAACUAAGUUGCAUUUAUUUGGGAAUUAAUUCGAUAAUAAACUAUGUUCUUCCUCAUGUAAAUAAUUCAUUAGGCCCCUUAGUCAUGUAUUAUAUAACUUUAUAAGAUGUAGCGUUGUUGAAUAAAAAAAUGGGGAUGUCACAUUCUUUACAUUUCUCAUUCUCACUUUUGCAUCUAAAAUAUACAUUUCUCACCUCCUAAGGUAUAUUUUUUUUUUUAUGAAUUUGACGAC